Molecule: messenger RNA, 4375 nt
Organism: Oncorhynchus gorbuscha (pink salmon)
Lineage: Eukaryota; Metazoa; Chordata; Actinopteri; Salmoniformes; Salmonidae
Product: disks large homolog 1-like
Exons: 22
Coding region: 1568-4150 (860 amino acids)
Biological process (GO): neurotransmitter receptor localization to postsynaptic specialization membrane; chemical synaptic transmission
Cellular component (GO): postsynaptic density membrane; neuromuscular junction; neuron projection
Molecular function (GO): kinase binding
Source: RefSeq, a predicted model, not a curated record
ACCUCGUUGACACCUGUGACUCUGGCUCAGCUAUAGGCUGGCUCUGGAUGGAGGAGGAGGAGGAUGCUUCUACUAUUUUAGUGUGAGAGGAAGAGGAGGAGGAGGAGACAAGAGAAUCAACAGGCGUUCACACAAACCAGGAUCCUGUUCCUUUGUUCCCCUCUGAUUGGCACAGGCUGUUGUUAUUCCACUGUGGAUCGGUGGCGGCAGUAUGUGUAGGAGAUCAGCGAGCUGCAGUGUCUGAAAACACCCGAGGAGGAGAACACACACACACACACACACACACACACACACACACACACACACACACACACACACACACACACACACACACACACACACACACACACACACACACACACACACACACACACACACACACACACACACACACACACACACACACACAGUCAGCAUCACGCAGCACCAGAAGCCGACGUUUACCCGACUGAACUGGCUAACGGCUAAUAUUUCCUUCCUGGAUUCUACACACUCAUCUGUGAAGUGCAUCUGUGGCGUCUCGCACUCAUCUUGUUCUCAAACGCUUUUUGGGAAUUUUCUUAUUCCUUUCUCCUCUUGUCUGCUCCUUCUGGACCUGCGAGCACCUUUUAGAGAGAGACUCUGAGUUUCAGUUUUAUGUUUGGCUGGCAGGGGCGUCAACAGCGUCCAUAAUCAUAUCUGGCGACGAAAGGGUUUCUACGCCUGGACAAUGGCUCUGGAGUGGCAGGACCAAUCAGUAACACCACUCAGUGGAAGCUUUCCUGUGGCCACAGAGGUUUCUGAUGACUUUCAAUAGAGUUCAACUCUUCUGGGACUGAGUGAGGGGGAGGAGGGUGGAGAGGAGGAGAGGAAAGGAGUGGAAGAGAGGAGGAGGAGGAAGACCACACCAGAUCAGAGCUCAGGAUGGAUCUUCUCUCCAUCUAUAUUUAAUGUGAGUGUGGAGGUUUAGAGGGGGGGGGAGGGUCUCUGAGCUGUUCUCCUGUUAAGAAUGUACUGUGAUUGAGCCCUGAUCAUUUUGACUGCACUUCACUGGAGGUCCACUUACAACCUGUAAGCAAGGGAGAGACAGAAAGAAACAGAGCUCCCUUCUUCUGAUGUCUCCAAGACUCGUCAGGUAAUCAAGCCCAUUUCCUGCCUUUCGAACCCCCCCGUGCUGUCGUUAUUGAAAGAGAAGAGAACAAGGAGAGAGAGAAGAGUCCCAGUGAUCCAGAGAGACUACUGCUGGGGAGUUGCUGGCGGUGCCAUCUGUGUCUCUCCGUCCUAACUGCCUUCCCAGCUGUUGACCAUGCUGCGUCUGGUGUGUCCCCCUGGUUAGGGAACAGAGGAUGCAGGACCAUCUAAAUGGACUUCCUUUUGGACUUUUGGUCCCCCUUACUGCUCAAUAGGAUGCAGUGAGUAACCUAACCCGUGCCAGCACACCACUCCAACUCCUCCACCUUAUAUUCCUCUCCUCUGUGGCUGCCAGUUCAAUCGCCCUGCAAGCCAACUGUUUUCUCGUUCCCGGCUCUAAAAGAAGAGAAGAGGGGAUAGUUAUUUCUCUUCCCUCUUCUGGUCCCUUGCUCCUGAGAUGAAUUUCAUCUUCGGCAACAACACUCAGUUCCCACGAGGUGGGCGGAGUGGUGGAGGCGGGGGCCAAGGGCACGGGGGGCCCCAGAAACAGAAACAGGGGCCCAAGAGAGGCGCCUCAGAGGAACUGUCCUCGGGACAUCAUACGGGCUCACCUUCCUCCUCCUCCUCCUCUUCCUCCUCUCACUGGCAGCAGCUCAUCACCUUCUUCUCGAAGAGAAACGCCUUUAGUGACUGCAUCACAGCCGGAGCCACUCAGCAGCCAGAUGUGGUGGUCCCGCCCCCCGUACCCAUAAUCCCUGUGAUCCCCAUCCCAGCCGAGACCACUCCUGUCAUCUCUCCACCCUCCUCUCUGCCUGCACCCGCGUCACCCACGUCACAGGCAAACCCACCUCCUGUGGUGGUCAACACAGACAGCUUGGACAGCCCCCCAUACGCGAAUGGAUCUGAAGCUGAUUAUGAAUAUGAUGAGAUCACACUGGAACGGGGUAACUCUGGGUUGGGCUUCAGUAUUGCAGGGGGUACAGAUAACCCCCACAUCGGCGAAGACCCCAGUAUCUUCAUCACCAAGAUUAUCCCUGGGGGAGCUGCAGCUCAGGACGAACGCCUCAGAGUGAAUGACUGCAUCCUGAGAGUGAACGAGGCCGACGUGAGGGAUGUGACCCACAGUAAGGCUGUGGAGGCCCUGAAGGAGGCUGGCUGCAUCGUCAGGCUCUACAUCCGCAGGAGAAAAGCCCUCUCGGAGAAGAUCCUGGAGCUCAAACUAGUCAAAGGUCCCAAAGGGCUAGGAUUCAGUAUUGCGGGGGGAGUAGGGAACCAGCACAUUCCAGGAGACAACAGCAUCUAUGUCACCAAGGUCAUCGAGGGAGGGGCUGCACACAAAGACCAGAGGCUGCAGAUAGGAGACAAACUAUUGGCUGUAAACAGCGCUUGCCUUGAGGAAGUGAGUCACGAGGAUGCCGUGGCAGCCUUGAAAAACACCCCUGAUGUGGUUUACUUGAAAGUGGCGAAGCCCACCAGUGUCUUCAUGAACGACAGUUUCGCUCCCCCCGACAUCACCAACUCGUAUUCCCCUCACAUGGACAACCAUAUCAGCCCUUCCAACUACCUGAGCCGGCCCCAUACCCCCGCCACGCCUGGUCGCUACUCCCCCGUCCCCAAGAGCAUGCUAGGAGACGACGAGGUGACAAGGGAGCCCAGGAAGGUGGUGUUGCACCGUGGUUCUACAGGCCUGGGUUUUAACAUCGUAGGAGGAGAGGAUGGAGAGGGAAUCUUUAUCUCCUUCAUCCUGGCUGGUGGACCUGCUGACCUCUGUGGAGAGCUGCGCAAAGGAGACCGCAUCAUCUCAGUGAACGGGGUCGACCUGCGCAGUGCAACCCAUGAGCAGGCUGCAGCAGCUCUGAAGAAUGCUGGACAGACUGUUACCAUCACAGGCCAGUACAGGCCAGAGGAGUACAGUCGGUUUGAAGCCAAGAUCCAUGAUCUACGUGAGCAGAUGAUGAACAGCAGUAUCAGCAGUGGCUCUCUGCGGACCAGCCAGAAGAGAACUCUCUAUGUCAGGGCUCUGUUUGACUAUGACCGGGCGAAGGACUCGGGGCUGCCCAGCCAGGGGCUCAACUUCCACUUUGGAGACAUCCUUCAUGUGGUGAAUGCCUCCGAUGACGAGUGGUGGCAGGCACGGCAGGUGACCCAUGAAGGAGAGGUGGAGGAGGUUGGCGUCAUCCCCAGCAGGAGGAGGGUCGAAAAGAAAGAGAGAGCGCGGUUAAAGACAGUCAAAUUCAACGCCCGCUCUCAAGACAAAGUGCAGUCAUUCAAUGACAAGCGUAAAAAGAACCUAUUUUCCCGAAAGUUCCCUUUCUACAACAAGAGCAAGGAGCACAGCGAACAGGAAACAAGCGAUGCUGACCAGCAUGUUACCUCUAACGCCAGUGAUAGUGAAAGUAGUUACCGUGGCCAGGAGGAGUACGUCCUGUCCUACGAGCCAAUCACACAGCAGGAAGUGAACUACACACGGCCUGUCAUCAUCCUGGGGCCAAUGAAAGACCGCAUCAACGAUGACCUCAUCUCAGAGUUCCCUGACAAAUUUGGGUCCUGUGUCCCACACACGACCAGACCGAAGCGGGAUUACGAGGUGGAUGCCAGAGACUACCACUUUGUGGUGUCCAGGGAGCAGAUGGAGAAAGAUAUCCAGGACCACAAGUUCAUUGAGGCGGGCCAGUACAACAACCACCUAUAUGGAACCAGCGUCCAGUCUGUACGGGAGGUCGCUGAGAAGGGGAAGCAUUGCAUCCUGGAUGUUUCGGGCAACGCCAUCAAGCGAUUGCAAUCGACCAUGCUCUACCCCAUCGCUAUUUUCAUCAAGCCCAAGUCUGUGGAGAAUAUCCUGGAGAUGAAUAAGAGGCUAACAGAGGACCAGGGGAGGAAGACAUUCGACCGAGCCAUGAAGCUGGAGCAGGAGUUCACUGAGCACUUCACUGCUAUCGUCCAGGGGGACUCUCUGGAGGAGAUUUAUAACACGGUGAAGAGGAUCAUCGAGGAGCAGUCAGGACCCUUCAUCUGGGUGCCUGCCAAGGACAAGUUGUGAAGGAAGAGAAACAGAAGAGUUGACCUUUUUUUUUUUUUGCCGUCCUCGUUUUCUUCUUUGAUUUUACGUCUAAUUUUAUGCCCUGAGCAUAGGACCCCCCUCCCUUUCACUUAUACCCCCCGCCGCCCUGCUCCCCUCUGUCACACUGGCUGGUGUCGUUACAUUAAUGUCUGGGGAUCUGAUCACGCAUAGACACACACACACACACACACACACACACACACA